UCACCCAAACCAAACAUAAUAUCUCUCUUUCUCACUACCCCAACGGAACCCUACCCCCUCCGCCACCUACCGCCGCCUAUCUUCUCUCUCCGGGAUCCUCACUCACCACUCUCUCUCUCUCUCUCUCUCUCUCUCUCUCUAUGAUACAUGCAGAAUAAAGAGGAACUUCUGCAUCACUAACAAGUGGACUACAGGCUCUCACUUCGUCUUCCCAAGAACCCGGUAAGGUUAUUCCACUCUGUCCCAGUUAGGGCUGCUGUGUGUCGUUGAAAAAUAUAGAGAUGGGAACCAAUGAUUUUCAGAAGAAGAAGAAGAGGAAAAAUAACAAGCUUAUUGAGCUUUCCCAAGAAGAUAGAAAAUUAAAUGAAAAGGAUGUCGAACCUAAAGCGAACCGACAUUUGGAGAAGAGAAAAAGGAAGAAGGAACAUAAUGUGGGUGUUGGCAAAUAUGUUCAAGUUCCUUUUGAUGACGAUAUUUCAAUAAGAAAAGAGAAAAAGAAGAAAGGGGAGAAAUCACCAAGGAAGGGAAAAUUGAAGAAUACAGAGAACAACAAUGCUUUGAUUGAAAAAACAGACCAAAUUGAUUCUGAGACUGCUGAUGGUUCAAACGAACAACACGGUAUUUCUUCUCUAGUAGGUAGAUCAAAGAAAUCUUUGAAGAAGAAAAAAUAUCAAAAUUCUUCGAAGGAAGAUGACUCCGCAGAAGAUCAAAUAGAAGAUACUCAGAAUGAGGUUUUCCAUGCCCCUUCAACAGAUGAACCCAUUUUGAUAAGGAAGAAAGGCAAGUCAAAGGAAGCAAAGAAAAACAAAAAGAAACUGAAGAAGGAUCAUGAUUCAUUAAAAGAGUUGAAGUCACUAGAAAAGGAAGAAGUGAUUAAUGAAGAUGAUGUUUAUCUUAUCUCUUCGGGGGAUGAAGACUGUUCCAAAGGAAUGAAAAAAUGGAUUACAAGGUAUCACGAAAGUCGACCAGGGUUGACCAUACUUCAAGAGAGAAUAGAUGAGUUCAUAACUGUUCACGAAGCAAAAUUAGAAGAGGAAAGAAAAGCAAGAGAAGCUCGUGUUGCCGAAGGGGGAUGGACAGUUGUUACCCAUCAUAAAGGAAGAAAAAAGACAACCGAUGCUGAAAGUGGAAUCACUGUCGGUUCUGUUGCCCAAGCUGUUGCAGAUAACAAGUUGGCCAAGAAGAAAACCAAUGAAGUUGGUCUUGACUUCUACCGCUUCCAAAGAAAAGAAUCCCAGAGGAAUGAGAUUAUGUUGCUCCAAAGCAAAUUUGAGCAGGACAAAAAGAAAAUACAGCAGCUCAGAGCAGCGAGGAAGUUCCGGCCUUACUGAGUUCUUUCCUCGUGUGGAGAGACUCGUCAAGAAUUCAUUGAUUUUUGUGGUCUUAAGUCUAAACCAGAAUUUUGACAUGUUGUAAGAACUCUGGCCUGUAGCAUAACAUUUUUUUUGGAUGCAAAUUGUGUUUUUCUAGUUAAAAUCUUCUUAUUUAUAUAAAAUAUGACAAUUUUCAUAC
Cannabis sativa is the source of this 1512-nucleotide messenger RNA. RefSeq lists its product as uncharacterized. The record is from RefSeq and is a predicted model, not a curated record. Lineage: Eukaryota; Viridiplantae; Streptophyta; Magnoliopsida; Rosales; Cannabaceae. The transcript is spliced from 9 exons. Gene Ontology annotation, cellular component: CURI complex; UTP-C complex. Gene Ontology annotation, biological process: ribosomal small subunit assembly; rRNA processing. The coding region runs from base 282 to 1331 and encodes 349 amino acids.